Messenger RNA from Ceratosolen solmsi marchali, 1763 nucleotides. It is a transcript of the gene Osi24, whose product is annotated as Protein Osi24. Lineage: Eukaryota; Metazoa; Arthropoda; Insecta; Hymenoptera; Agaonidae. Bases 50 to 1537 code for a protein of 495 amino acids. The record is from RefSeq and is a predicted model, not a curated record. Gene Ontology annotation, cellular component: membrane. The transcript is spliced from 5 exons.
AAAAAAGGAAUUUUGAUUUCCGAGAAAGAAAGACGGAGCAGAAGGGAGGAUGCCGGUACCGAUGGGUCGGCUCGGUGUCUUUGUCGCCGUGACCUUGUGCCUACUAGCAAGGCCGCCAAUGGCGCUUGCUACCGCUCGGGCCAAGGCCAUUGAGAGGUCCAUCGACUUGACGAGUGGUAACUUUGGCAAUGCUCUUGAGGAGGAGGAUGUGCGACAACGGCACCCGCACGAGGUACUGGAUAAGCCGAGUAAAUUCGACCUGAAUGUCGGUCAAUACAUGGAAACGGAUGAUGAAGGCUUGUUGGCAGGCGAACGAGUCGGAGGCGCGAGCUUGGGAAAUGGUGUAAAAGUUAAGCCAUUUGUUCAGAAACCCACAAAAGCUGCAGCAAGUACAUCAGAAGAAAAUAGUGUUCAAAUUUUGAAGUUCUUGAAAUGCAAUAAUGAAACAAUUUCAGUGAAGUGUAUAAAGGGAAUUGAUAAUUUUUUAAGGACGGUUUCGACGGUGGAUAAGCUACAAAUUACUGACUCUAUAGAAAUUGCAAAAAAAAAUAAAGCUAAUUCAGGAGACGAACUAAAACCUCUACAUAAUGUGAAUAAUACAUCCUUGAUAGACACAAUUCAUAGGUUUGCUCGUAAUCAUGUAGUGAAGAUAAAAUUGUGGAAUGAUUUACUUUCGCCCAGAGAUUCACGCACGUUCUUCGGUACAUUCGGCUUAAAGAAGUUGCUGUUGCCAAUCUUUAUCGGUGCACAGAUUAUUAAAAGCAUCCUCAUAGCAUUGUUCCUGCCCAGUAUCAUAGGCAGUCUCGGCAAGAUUGUUGGAAAAGGUGUCACCUCGUUCGCGCAGUCUUCGCAAAAUCCUCAGCAAGCGCUCGAGGAGAAUUACGAAUUCAAAGAAAAUCAAGACUUGUACAACGACGAUUACAUGAUGCGCCAACCUCUGGGUACGUUGCCCGCCUCGGUCAUGUACGACGAGACUAUGAUGCAGACUAAGGCGCCGGAAAUAGCGUCGCGAUAUUCCUUUGUCGAUCCACGGCUCACACCCAUGGGUGCCUUGUCCGAUAGAUAUUACACUAGACACGCUGUUAAUCCACAGAUGAAGAGACAGGACUUUAAGGUAUUUCAUGAGAUCCCAACGAGUUCUCUCUUAUUGACCAACUACGAUCCAUUCUACUCGCCACUUCUGUCGCGUCUUGAUGCCGUCUUUUCGCGUCUCGGACACACUAGCGAGGGUUGCCGCGAAUACGCGGUCUGUGCGAUGUAUCGGAGUCCAGCUCGAUACGCUCCCUAUUCGAAUCUCGUAUCCGCUCAACUGUCACGGGAGUUGAACGAGCUGCGCAAGCCGAGCUCCGACAAUCCCGAUGUACUACGAUUCUUCCGGUACAUGAAGGCGGCUAAGGACGGCCAAGACGGAUUGCGCUGCGAGGAUCUGUACGAGCAUUGCGAAAGCGCCCGGGACGAUCAGACCAUAAGGCAGAAUCAGGCAAUGCUUGCCACGUACCAGGAUAUCGACAAGCUCGUGCAUGCCAGGAAACUUUAGGCUGGUCCUGAAUUCGUGUCUGCCAGGAAGCUCUAGGCUGGUCCUCGACUCAAUGUUCUCAUAACUUGCUUUUGUCCUUGCUGCUAUUGCGGGUCAUGAGAAUUUUGUCAAAUACGUGAUAGGAUGCCGUGUAUAAAAUUAGUCUGCAUUCAGUGUCUGGUUAAGUUUGACUUAUCGACUCUACUCAAACUAUUGGAUAUUGCAUUAGUCUUUAUAUAAUUUUUAU